UUUUGAGGAGUAAGGAGUGUGUCUCUAGCAGGUGGAGAGCUCUGUGGCACCAUGGACAGAGCAGUGCUGGCAGGGACCGGGGGACUGAGAGCGAACUCUCAGCUGGCUGCUAGGACUGAUGUGCUGUGGCCCUGAGCAUUCCUCACAGCCAGUCUGAGUGUCCUGACAUCAGACGGGGGCCCCUUCGCCUCUGGCCCUGAGUGGGGCAGCCCCAUGGGGGCUCCCUGCCUUCUGGGGCCCCUGCCAGCCUGUGGCAGGUUCGGUGUCCCUGCUGGGGAGGGGGCCGCGGGGCUCGGGGACAGCAUCCAACCGGCCAGGAAGAACCAGCAUGUGUCCAACGUGUCAGUGCAGCUGGAGAUGCGGAGCCUGUGGGAGGAAUUCAACAGCCUGGGCACCGAGAUGAUUGUCACCAAAGCGGGGAGGAGGAUGUUCCCCACCUUCCAGGUGAAGCUCUCAGGGCUAGACCCGCUGGCCGACUACGUGCUGCUCAUGGACUUCAUGCCCCUGGACGACAAGCGAUACAGAUACGCCUUCCACAGCUCCUCGUGGCUGGUGGCCGGCAGAGCGGAUCCGGCCGCGCCCGGCCGCGUCCACUUCCACCCCGACUCGCCCGCCAAGGGCGGCCAGUGGAUGAGGCAGAUCGUCUCCUUCGACAAGCUCAAAGUCACCAACAACCUGCUGGACGACAACGGCCACAUCAUCCUGAACUCCAUGCACCGGUACCAGCCCCGCUUCCACGUGGUGUACGUGGACCCACGGCGAGACAGCGAGCGCUUUGCCCACGAGAACUUCAAAUCCUUCACUUUCGCAGAGACCCAGUUCAUGGCGGUGACGGCCUACCAGAACCACCGGAUCACACAGCUGAAAAUCGCCAGUAACCCCUUUGCCAAGGGUUUCCGGGACUGCGAGCCAGACGACUGGCCUGGGGCAUCCGGACCCCUGCUGAGAACCUUGGCCCGCACUCGGGGGAUGGGCCCCUCCUCCCAGCUGAAGGACAUGCAGGAGAAAGGGCUGCCGGGCCGGCGCCGUGUCAGGGGGCAGCUCCCUGCCACCCUCCUGCGAGAGGCCACCCAGCUCCAGAACCCCCCACUCGUGCCACUCACAGGAGCCCGUGGGUUCCAGGACAGCUCAGCUACGCGGCGCCCUCUCCCCACAGAGCUGGGGGCCCCCCUGUACAAGCCCCUCUCCUACCACAGCAUGUACGUCGGGGCCAAGCCACGGUUGUCACCUUACCCGCUGCCUGCCAGCCUCCACCCAUUCAACGUCUACAGUGCCAGCCCCCCUGCUCUAAACUACGGGCAGCAGUGAUAGGUAGCGGGGCGCUCUCCCCCCGGCUGCGUGGGGGGCACAUAAGACCCACUCUGACUCACCCCCACUCCCAAGUACUCAGAUGGCUGCCCCAUGGUGAGACCCAGUUGCAGCGUGACACAGGAAGGCUCCAAGCUGAGAGCCUCUCUAGGAGGCCCCCUGUUUCCCCACUCACAGUAUCCCUGGCCAGGCUGGGCUCCCCCUAUCCUAGCCAGCUGCUCGAGGCAGGGCUGCGGGGCUCCCCUCCCUCUCCGCUGCUGCAGGGCCGGCCCCCUGGGCCAUGAGCUGCCGCACAAGUCUCCCCAGCUUGUGGCCAUUAAAUGUCCCUACACAAGCCUUUGGUGUCGGGGGAAGCCCUGACCACUGACCCAGGAGCAGGAGCCACAGCUCAUGCCCAAGACCCAGGGCAGGGCGGUGCCCAGAGUGCAUAGCACAUCGCUGGUCAGAUCCUGCCCCCGUCCCGCUCAGGCAGGAGCUGCCCUCAGCCCCCCUCUCCCUCCCAGCCAGUACUGACCAGGGGGCAACCAACAGAGCCUUGGCCCCAGCUGGUCUGGCACAUGAUUCACACCCAGGGGUGCUGGACCAAUUUAGCGAGGGGAGACAGCGCCAGCUGGUGCCAGCGUCGGGUAACUGCACCAAGGGCUGUGCAAGGUGCCGCUCCGCUCGAGUGAGAUCGGUUGGGAGAGCUGCCCAGACCGAGGGCAGGGCAGGUUCACGCUCCGGAGCGGGGAGCUCAGCUGGCCAGGCCCAGUGAGCACCACCAGAGGCCCAGUGGUUUACGGUUACACACCGACAAGCACGGGGCCGUUU
Messenger RNA from Dermochelys coriacea (leatherback sea turtle), 2118 nucleotides. RefSeq names its product T-box transcription factor 10 (gene TBX10). The record is from RefSeq and is a predicted model, not a curated record. Gene Ontology annotation, molecular function: DNA-binding transcription factor activity, RNA polymerase II-specific; RNA polymerase II cis-regulatory region sequence-specific DNA binding. Gene Ontology annotation, cellular component: nucleus. The transcript has 8 exons. Lineage: Eukaryota; Metazoa; Chordata; Testudines; Dermochelyidae. Gene Ontology annotation, biological process: positive regulation of DNA-templated transcription; regulation of transcription by RNA polymerase II; cell fate specification. Bases 214 to 1308 code for a protein of 364 amino acids.